Molecule: messenger RNA, 1643 nt
Organism: Formica exsecta
Lineage: Eukaryota; Metazoa; Arthropoda; Insecta; Hymenoptera; Formicidae
Product: cell division cycle 7-related protein kinase-like
Exons: 9
Coding region: 210-1409 (399 amino acids)
Biological process (GO): protein phosphorylation; mitotic DNA damage checkpoint signaling
Cellular component (GO): nucleus
Molecular function (GO): protein serine/threonine kinase activity; ATP binding
Source: RefSeq, a predicted model, not a curated record
UUGCGCUAGAAAAUUGGCGCGAAAUAACGCCAAUUUCUAAAGGUUAUGUUUGUUAUAUUAUAUUAGUGAUGAUUAGUGAUCAUUUUUUCUAAUGAUUUAAUCAGUAAUCGUCGGUAACGAAGGACAAGUUCUGAAAAAGGUGAAUUCGGUGAUAUGUUGGAGUGAUCAUUACACGAGUGAUUAAAAAAGGUUCAGAAAAAUUCGACAGGAUGGAAAUCAACAACUUACAUCGAAAAGAUAAAAUUGACAAUGACGCAAAAGAUAGCUGUACAAAUCUGAAAAAAUCGAUCCCACUUGUAAAUGAGCUAUUCCACAUACAUUGUAAAGUUGGGGACGGCACAUUUAGCUCUGUCUUUUUGGCUACUCUGAAGUCUUCUAAUAGACAUACAAAGUUUGCAUUGAAACACUUAAUUCCCACUUGUCAUCCUGAAAGAAUCGAACGUGAAUUACAAUGUUUGCAACAGAUGGGAGGCAAAGAUCAUAUUGUUGGCAUAGAUUUAUGUUUAAGAAAUCAUGGUUCAGUAGUGUUUGUAAUGCCAUAUAUGAAGCAUGAUAAAUUUUCAGAAUAUGUCAAAGAUAUGACUGUAGAAGAAACAAAGGAUUAUAUGAAAGCUCUAUUAAGCGCUGUACGAAGAGUUCAUCAGUUUAAUAUCAUACAUAGAGAUGUGAAACCCAGUAAUUUUCUCUACAGCCGUAUCAAUAGGAAAUAUUUAUUGGUAGACUUUGGGCUUGCACAGCAAUACACUGAAUACAAUGCAAAGAAUUUGAAGACAAAAAUAAUAAAUGAAGGAACAACUGAAAUACAGAGCAUGAAACGGAAGAGAUCUGACGAAAAUAACUUAAGUUUUCAGCUUAAUUCAAAUAUAGCAAAAAAGAAUAUAGAUAACAAAUGUAAUUGUUUUGGGAAACCUAAAGUGUGCACAUUAUGUUUAACAAGACCACAACAAACAGCGCCUCGUGCAGGCACACCUGGGUUUCGUGCCCCUGAAGUUUUAUUGAAACAUCCAUCACAAACUCCAGCAAUUGAUAUUUGGGCUUGUGGUGUGAUGAUGCUAUGCAUACUCAGCGGUACGCAAGUUUUUUUUCGUUCGCCCGAUGACUGCACAGCUCUAGCGGAAAUAACAACGAUAUUUGGAUCUCGCAAAGUAGAACAAUGUGCAGAAAAAUUAGGUAAGAAAAUUAUUUUUAGUGAAAAUUUACCAGGCAUUGAUAUUAUGUCUUUGUGCCUAAAGUUACGAAAAAGAAACAGAAGCAUGAUGCAUGAUAGAGAAAAUAGUAUAUGCAAGGUGUUGCCAAAUAUUGAGUAUCCCAAGGAAGCAUACCAGCUUUUGACAAAACUUCUAGAUCUAGAUUAUAAAACACGUAUCACUGCUGAACAAGCAUUAUCCCAUCCAUUUCUGAGUUUGUGAUAUACUGGUAUCUUUUAUAAAGAAUGUGUUUCUAAAGAUACUUAAAAUCAAGGAAAGGAGAGUGUGUUUCUUUCUAUGUAUAAGAUACAUAUGUAAAGAUCAUAUUUUAGCAUCUAUAUGUAUUUAUCAUCUCCUCAAAAUAACUUUAGUUAUAUGUUUUUGUUAAAAUUACUUUUUGAAUUUCUUUAAAUAAAUUGUUAAAAAUAAAGGAUUUUCUUAUGAUUAUAUUUCAAA